Molecule: messenger RNA, 909 nt
Organism: Penicillium verhagenii
Lineage: Eukaryota; Fungi; Ascomycota; Eurotiomycetes; Eurotiales; Aspergillaceae
Product: putative 3-hydroxyacyl-CoA dehydrogenase
Exons: 3
Coding region: 1-909 (302 amino acids)
Molecular function (GO): oxidoreductase activity
Source: RefSeq, a predicted model, not a curated record
AUGACUCAUCUUCAAUUCAACCCAUCCUUGCUAGAAACCCUAGCCGACAAAGUCGUCAUUCUGACUGGCGGUGCAACCGGAAUUGGUCGCUCAGCGGUUCAACAAUUCUGCAGCAAUGGCGCAAAAGUAGUAUUUGGCGAUGUGGUCGAAGGCCCAUCUCGAGAACUAGAAACCGAAAUCGGCUCAAACGUCCAAUUUGUCAAGUGUGACUCGUCGAGUUAUUCCGACCAACUCAAUCUAUUCAAGACUGCAUACGAAAAAUACGGUCGAAUCGAUAUCGUUGUCGCCAAUGCCGGAAUCUCCAUUCACCAAGAUGUGUUUAGUCCCGAUGCCGAUAUCGAACAAGAACCCUCCAUGGCCGAGAUAGAUAUCAACCUGAAGGGACCUCUUUUCACCACUCGUAUUGGAAUGCAUUAUCUCCGAAGAUGCGGUGGUGGUGACAUUGUGAUGGUGAGCAGUAUUGCUGGCUUCAAGGAAGGCGAGGGGCUGGUCCCCUAUACCGCGAGCAAGCAUGGCGUCCUGGGGAUUAUGCGGGGAAUCCAUCUGACCGGCACGCGGGAGAAUAUCCGAGUCAACGUGAUAUGUCCCUGGAUGACAAAAACACGCAUGGUACUUGCAAUCGAACAAGGAUGGUAUGACCGGGGUUUGCCUACAAAUGAGCCUGCAGAUGUUGCCAGGUCGAUUGUGCUUUGCGCGACUGCGAACCGGGGGUCAGAUGAGGUCACACACGGUGGGGCUCGUCUUCCCUUUGCGGGGAAGAUUGUUUUUGUGGCUGGUGGAGAAAGCUAUGAGAUUGAAGAUAGGAUUCAGGAUUUGGAGCCACAGUGGCUUGGCGAGGAAAACAGCAAGGUGCUUUUCAAGGGUCAGGAAUACCUUGCUAAUCAUAGCUGGGAUGAGAACAAGAUGUGA